Danio aesculapii is the source of this 3753-nucleotide messenger RNA. RefSeq names its product chromosome 21 C5orf24 homolog (gene c21h5orf24). The record is from RefSeq and is a predicted model, not a curated record. Bases 343 to 1146 code for a protein of 267 amino acids. NCBI's taxonomy places the organism in Eukaryota, Metazoa, Chordata, Actinopteri, Cypriniformes, Danionidae. The transcript is spliced from 3 exons.
AACAUACAUCGAAUGGUGUUUUAAACAGAGGAUACGGACAGAUUAAACCCCAGCACAUUCAGCGCAGCCCCAUCUGCUGAGCGGAGCACUUAAUGCGCAUGCGCAGUUUGCCUUUUGAUUUCUUAAUAUUUAAUAUCAGUGUCCGCCGUUCAUUUCCAAAGCAUCUGCUCAAAUUCAGAAGAACGCUCUGACAUCUGUUCUGACCAUCGAGCUGAACGCCAGCCUCCUCGAUCUGAUUCGAUAAACUUCGCUCCUAAUCAGUCCAAAUUCAUCCUUCACACCAAAAUGGGACAAAAAUGUCAGAUUUAACCCUUUCCGUCCCGCUGGCGACAUUAAAGCGAGAUGAUGAUGCGUCCGGUGUCCAGCAGCGGCGGCAGCGGUGUGGGCAGCAGUGAGUACUGUAUGGACAGCAGAGCGUCGUGUCUAGCGGAGGACGAGCGCUUGUCUCCUAGUCACUUUGAUCUGUGUCCCACUAAGUUCUUCCAGUCCGCCAGCGCUGCGCGCCCCCGUCAGACCUGCUUCUCGUACCUGCCCCCGCCGACCCCGGGGCUCCUGAAAGUUGCAUCAUGCCGUCAGGAGCCGCUCCUGCCACAGGGGCCCGCCGGCGCUCCGGGCACCAACAAGAGCUCCGACCCCAAGAAGAAGGCGGCGUCAGGGCGGUCAGGGAAGCGCGGACGUCCCACCGGGACCACCAAACUCGCCGGAUACAGAACCAGCACCGGCAGACCGCUGGGCACCACCAAGGCUGCAGGCUUCAAGACCAGUCCAGGACGGCCCCUGGGAACCACCAAGGCAGCGGGGUAUAAAGUGAGCCCCGGGCGGCCCCCGGGCAGCAUUAAGGGCCAGCCGCGGCUCAGCAAAGUGGCCUACAGCUCCUGCAGCGCCGCCGCGUUCCCCUACAGCAUCAUCAACAAACCUGCAGCCACCUCCACCGCAGAGAACACACUCAAAGAGGAGCAGAGAACGGAAUCACCAAAGAUGUUGCUGCAGGCUCCGCCGUUCCUGCUGAGCGGCUUCCCGAAGACUCCUCCGCCGCUGGCGCUGGUGUCCGCUGAGGUGUUUUCCCAGAGCUCCUCGUGUCCUGACGGCGGCCCGGCGAGAGCGCUCACACUGCCUGUACACAGCGCACUGCCCUCGUACUCCUGAACUCAACACACACACACACACACACACACACACACACACUCACACACACGUACAACAUCUGCCCAACAGUCAAAGUUUACUUCUGUUCACUUAUUUCCCAAGAGCUGUUCAGCAGAGGGACUUUACCAAUACAUAAUCACUAUGAUUAACUCACUUCUAAUUAUUCAGUUAUCUUCUACUAGUUGCAGGAUACUAGUGUUCAGCUUAAAGUCGCCGUGAAUCUAAACCCACUCUUCUCAUUUGUAUAUGUGUAUAGUAGUGCUUGUUAUUUCCUGUGUGUCUGUGCACUUCAUUAUUCAGUAGAAAUGUGUUUCCCCCAUAAUCUUUAAUCAAAUAUCAUCACCUUCAGUCUCCAUCGAAACCACUUUAGUCUUUUAGGGCGGGGCCAUUUAUACUUUAGGGCAGGGCGAUUAGUCAUUUAGGGCGGGGCCAUCCAUACUUUAGGGCAGGGCUUUCAUUCAUUUAGGGCAGAGCUAUUAGUCAUUAAGGGCAGUGGUCCCCAACCCCUGGGCCAAUUGGUACCGGGCUACCGUUUUAUUGAUUAUCCGAGUCUGAACGAUCUUUUAUUUUGAAAAAAGGCCGUAUUGUCUUGGCUACAUCUCGGUCAUUUGAGUGCCAAAAUUAACCCACAAGCAGCAAAAUGAAUAGGAAACAGAUGUCUUUUCUAAAGUUUCUUUGCAGAGGGGAAAAGGACCAGUGAACGGAUCUGCAACCCAUUUGUCAACAAAUCAGGUGAAUCCAGCAAGUCUGUGCAGGAAGAUUAAGUGAUGGAAAUGACAGCGGUCAUUCACAUAUCACAUCUUUUCCGCACACAAGUUCGUUAUUUCAAAUUGAGGUGCACGGCAUCGGCAGGCAUAUUGGGAGUCAACGCACUCGCUCCUUCCAGCACACCCAGUUGAAUUUAGGGCAGUGGUCCUCAACCACCAGGCCGUGGACUGGUAUCGGUCCGUGGAUUAAUUGGUACCGGGCCGCACAAGAAAUCAUUAAUUAUUUCAGUUUUGUUUAUUAUCUGAGUCUGAACGAUCUUUUAUUUUGAACAAUCUUUGAAAAUGAGCGUAUUCUCUCAGCUACAUCUCGGUCACUUGAGCACCAAGAUUAACACACAAGCAGCUGAAUGAGUAAGAAACAGACGUCUUUGGAAAGUUCCAUUGCAAAGGGAAAAGUCCCAGUGGAGGACCCACAAACUGCCAAGGAAUGAAUCCGCAACCCAUCUGUUAACAAACCAGGAGAAUCCAGCAUGUCUGUGCAGGAAGAUGAACUGCUGGAGAUCCCAAAUGAUGUUCCCAUAUCGUGUCUUUUCUAAAGUUCACACAAGUUCGUUAUUUCCAUUGGAGGUGUGCGGCUUCUGUGUGCAAGUGGCGUGACGCGAUCGCACCUUACAGAUGCACCCAGCUGAAUGAAUCCCACGAGUGCACUGUGACCUAUGUGACAAGAACUGAGCGAUCAGCUUCAGUAGACUAUCUCAAACACAGAACACCCAAACCCUGCAGUGCUUUUCCAUAUGUAAAUCUUGUAUCAGAGUGACAGCAAUGAUUUGUCAGCUUGACAUCCUCUGAGGAAACGGUUGCUGCUCGCCUAGCAACCUACAAAACCUCGACCCCUGGUCCGCAGUAAAAUUGUCAAGCGUUGACCGGUCUGCGGUGAUUAAAGGUUGGGGAGCACUAUUUUAGGGCAUGGCUAUCCUUCAUUUUGGGUAGGACUAUCUGGGCAUGUCUCAGUUCUGCCCUGUCUUUGUUUACUUGUCAAUCUUUCCUCAUUUUGUUAGCAGUGCACAUCUUCCUUAAUUGGUUCCCGGAACUAAACCAUAACCUUUUCUAAUUUCACUCGUAUGUACAUCACCAUAUAGGAAACUCAUGUUAAUUAUGUUAAUUAGGCAAGUCAUUGGACAAUAGUGGUUUGUUCUGUAGCCAAUAAAAGGGGCUAAUAAUAUUGACCUUAAAAUCUUCCUACAAAUGUAAAAAAUUCACUUAAAAAGCUUUUACACAGCCAUUACAACCAACCUAAAGCAUUAAUACACAUAUAAUAGUGUACACUGAGAAAAGGUUCCUGCUCUGGUGGGAAUAUCUGAAACAGAGUCAGACUUUGACAGGAGGGCGAAUGAUUGUGUUGAUCUGUCGCUCUCUCGUGUCCACUGCAUGUCACGCUGGGUUAUUAGUGGCUGGGUUUUACCGUAGUUUCACCACGUUGAAGACGCUACGAGUGCAAUACUUCUCCAUGUUCAGUCAUUCAGCACUCCACCAAAGACCGCUCUGUAGCGCGUGCAUGAUCAUGGACAUCAGACUCACACACACACACACACACACACACACACACACACACACACACACACACACACACACACACACACACACACCUUGUUUCCUCCUGUAUGUAGUCUUCUCUGACGAGUGUUUUCUCUGUGUGGGAAUGCUGUGAUGUGAAAGUCUUCUUCUUCUUGCUUUGCUAAUUCAGACAGUAGUGAUUAGCCUGUAUCUAGCGCUGCUUUUAUCUUCCACUUUUCUUACAUUGCUGUGUGACCUGAGGGAUUCUCUUUCUUUCACUUUGGUAUACAGUGAGAUUAUGCCUAUAUUUACAUGUUUGUGUAUGUUUUAUUAAAGUCUAUCUACA